This is a messenger RNA of Caenorhabditis sp. 36 PRJEB53466, 4420 nucleotides long. The record is from the annotation of a GenBank genome assembly. Lineage: Eukaryota; Metazoa; Nematoda; Chromadorea; Rhabditida; Rhabditidae.
AUGAUGGGUUUGUUCGGCAAAAAGAAGGAUCCAAAGGAGGAAGUUCGCGAGCUCCAACGGAAAAUGCGACAAGAAAUGCGAGCGCUCGAACGUCAAAUCACGGCGAUCGCCAGAGAAGAGCAGAAAGUGACGAAGGAAAUCAAAGCGUCCGCCAAGAAAGGAGACAAAGAAGUCUGUCUGAUUCUUGCGAAAUCACUAGUUCAGUCGAGAAAAGUGAGUUUUAUUGAAAAACUAUUCUAAAAAACAAUACACAUAUAUUGUAGGCGAUUAACAAAAUUCACAUGUCAAAGGCUCAAAUCAACUCGGUGAUUAUGUGCAUGCAGGAGCAGCUGGCGACCAUGAGAAUGGCCGGAUCUCUGCAGAAAUCCACCGAAGUCAUGAAAAGCAUGCAGCAGUUGGUCAAGGUUUGACAAAAACUAGAAAUUCUGUCGAAAACCAGAGAUUUAGGUGCCCGAAAUAAUGAAGACAAUGCGCGAAAUGUCGUCGGAAAUGAUGAAGUUGGGAAUCAUCGAGGAAAUGAUCGAAGAGACGUUGGAAAGCGUCGAAGCGCCCGAUCUGGAAGAAAAGGCGGCGGUAAGCAGAAUUCUAGAAGACUCUAGCCAAGCCAGCGAAAAGACUAAACAAAACAAACAAAAGAACGACGGAACGUUUAUUUCACAGGAGAUUCCUAUGGGUUGUACUCGAUAGGGAGGUUCUUGCGACGGACCAUUCCGUCUCCCUGGAACCACUCGCGACGGAACUGCUUGGCGGCGCCGUCGGGGGUGUUGGUCCACUCGAUCGUGAUGCGGUCGUUGUUCGUGUCCUCCUGUCCGAAGGCGAACGCGUCGCACGAGACGGCGAGAAGCACAGCCUCCUUGGGGUCGAGCACUCCGCACGGCGGGUCCACUCCGAGACGCUUCAUGUUCGUCGUCUUGAUUCCGUAUCCGAUGCGGCGGGCCGACGAGUUGAUCACCUUGAUGUGGUAGGUGUGCUUGUCGUCGUACGGCGCGUUGAACACGAUCUUCACGUUCGGCUGCGUGGCGAUGUCUCCUGGGGGCACGGAUUGGGCCAUGGCGAUUCGAUUCGGUUGAGAGAGUUGGGACUCUGUGAGGAUCCUCACACUUUCCCUCAUUUUAUAGCCAGUCCUUAUCAGAUGCUCUAGAUCUUUACUCCAGAAACCUGGCACCAUCUGAAAGGUUCGGGGAAGAGGUCACGAAGGAAACGGAUGGAAGGCUCUAGAAAGCUAAAAAUUUAAACGUGAAAAAUAACACAAGUAUCCAAACGGGAAUGGUCUCGUACGGGAUGAUGUUUCUCCUGUCUUCGCCCGCGUUCCUACUUUUGAAGUAAAAAGAACAUGAAAACAAUUCAAAAUUUUGAAUUUCAAAUCGGAACUCAGUUUGCACCCACAUUCCCGAAUAUCAACUCUACUCGUCAGAUGUGCGUGCAAUCUUUGGCCAUUUCGAAGUCAACAAAGUAUUUGUCCUUGGCCGUGUUGUUUUCCUCCCUUCCUCUCCCGCACAUUUCCGCCCGCUGGCAGCUGGGCGCUGUCGAUUUCACUCACUCACAAACACGCAACAUGUGUCGAAACUCUACUCUUUUUUCUCUUCUUUUUUUCGAAAAUUUAGUGAGAAAAGUGUCAAAUUUCUCGGCUAGAAUUGGCUAGAAUCAUAGGAGAACUCUCUAAUUCCCAUCCUUUUUUUCAGGAAGAAGUGGAGAACAUUCUGUGGGAAGUGACGCAAGGCGAGCUCGGAAAAGCUCCGUUGGCGGUCAAAUCGCACCUCGGAGACCGUGUCGCGCCGGCCGUCCAAGAGGAUUUUGAAGGAAUGGCUCAGCGGCUCGCCGAGCUCCGUGACUGAUCGGCUCUCUUCUUCUUUUAUAUUUUACUUGUGAUCCGACCCUCUUCUAUUCGCUAAUUACUGUCUUAUACGGAAUCCCAUCUACUGAAUAUUUGUGCAUACUCGUCCCCCGACCCAAAAUAAACUCAAAAUCUUCUAUUGUUACUUUUCUCCUAGAUUUCCCCCGUUUUUGUUUACAAUUAACCACUUAAAUGUUGCAGAAUGAGUAAGUUCUACGCGGUGGCUCACGGCUUCCAGCGCGGAGUGUUCACCGAAUGGGCGGACGCCAAAAAGCAGAUCGACAAGUUUCCGCAGCCCGUCUACAAGAAGUUUGACAGCGAGGAGGAGGCGCAGAAGUACGUCGACGAUCGGAAACCGCAAAAAGUCGAGUGUGAGUGCAUUUCCUUUAGAAUUUCCUAAAAAAUCACUUUUCAGUAUCCUUCCCAGAGCCGACCCAUUCGACGUACUACGCAGUGGCUCGCGGACACGUCGUCGGAGUGUUCACCGAUUACAAUGCGGUGAAAGAACACGUGAGUUCGGAGGUUUCCAUUCAUAUUUUCAAAGAUUUUUCAGAUCAAAAACUAUCCACAGCCGCUUCACAAGAAAUGGUCGAGUUUGGACGAGGCGGUCGCCUAUUUCCACAAGUUUUACGACGGAAAAGAGGAGAAAACUGGUACUGUUUCCAGAGAAAGUUGGGAUGAAUUUGUGAAUGUAUGAAUUUUUCAGAGACGAAGAAGAAGGAGGAGAAGCCGGCCGAUAAGACUGAAAAACCAGAAAAGCGCGAGUCGAAGCGCAAGGCCGACAAGGAAGAAGCUGUGGAGAAGAAGAAGAAGAAGUGAUCGUUACGAAUUCUAUCAUUUUAUCGUUCUCUAAUACUUACCACAUUGAUAAAGUGUUCAUUUUACCGAUUUCCGCCUAAAAUUCCCCAUUCUCUUAUGGUUUUCCUUUCCAAUAUUUUCAGUCAAAAGCCUCCCAAUCGUGCUUUUUCGAGAUUUUCAGCGUAUUAUUCGAAGCGUUGAAGAUCGGCGGAGCUCCCUCGCCGAAAUGGGUAAAACAGAUCAAUAUUAUGCAGUGGCGAGUGGCCGUCAGGUAAGAAAAGGCAAAAGAGACCAUGAGGCUGUUUAUUAUCCAAAUCUUUGGGUCUAUCUAUGGGUUGUACUCGAUUGGGAGGUUCUUGCGACGGACCAUUCCGUCACCCUGGAACCACUCGCGACGAAACUGCUUGGCGGCGCCGUCGGGGGUGUUGGUCCACUCGAUCGUGAUGCGGUCGUUGUUCGUGUCCUCCUGUCCAAAGGCGAACGCGUCGCACGAGACGGCGAGAAGCACAGCCUCCUUGGGGUCGAGCACUCCGCACGGCGGGUCCACUCCGAGACGCUUCAUGUUCGUCGUCUUGAUUCCGUAUCCGAUGCGGCGGGCCGACGAGUUGAUCACCUUGAUGUGGUAGGUGUGCUUGUCGUCGUACGGCGCGUUGAACACGAUCUUCGCGUUCGGCUGCGUGGCGAUGUCUCCUGGGGGCACGGAUUGGGCCAUGGCGAUUCGAUUCGGUUGAGAGAGUUGGGACUCUGUGAGGAUCCUCACACUUCCCCUCCUUUUAUAGCCAGUCCUUAUCAGAUGCUCUAGAUCUUUACUCCAGAAACCUGGCACCAUCUGAAAGGUUCGGGGGAGAGGUCACGAAGGAAACGGAUGGAGGGUUCUAGAAAACUAAAAAUUUCAACUUCAUUUCUGCAGGUCGGCAUCUACCGUACAUGGAAUGAGUGCAAAACGCAAGUCGAUGGCUUCCAGAAUCCGAGGUAACUCCCCCCACCAGCCAGUGCACCGUUUCUAGCCAAAACGUUUCCCAUUCAGGCACCAAACAUUGUUUUAGAUUCAAAAAGUUUGGCAGCGAAGCGGAAGCGCGUAAGUUCAUCGCCGAGAAUGUGACCAUCGCGGGCACGUCUUCGAAGUCUCCGUUCGUGGCCGGAAAAUCCAGGAAGCGGAAAGCCGGAUCGCCGAGCAGUUCUGACGCCUCGGCGGCCAAGAGAAAUGCGGUGGAAGGAGAAGAGGGUGAGACUUUUGUGCUCGAACCAUUAAAUCUCAUUCUUCUUUUCCAGUAAUCGAGCCUGAAUUCGUCAACGCUCCGGUCGUCUACACGGACGGCGCGUGCUCGUCGAACGGACGGAAGAACGCGAAAGCGGGAUGGGGAGUGUACUGGGGCGAGGGAAGCGAGGACAACGCGUUCGGAGCGGUCUACGGAGCGGCGACCAACAACCGCGGCGAGCUUAUUGCCGUGGAGAAGGCACUCGAGAAAGCCAUCGAGAAAGGGCUGCCGAGGGUGGUGGUCAAGACGGACUCGAAAUUGCUGAUCCAGUCGAUGACGAUGUGGAUUCAGGGGUGGAAGCGGAAGGGAUGGGUGACUUCGACCGGAACGCCCGUCCUCAACAAAGACGUCCUCGUGAAAAUCGAUAAUUUGAGACAGAAGCUUAAGGUAUUAAAAUUCCGUUGUUUCCCUUGAAAUUUCGUUGUUUCAGGUGAAAUUCAUUCAUGUUCGGGGUCAUGCGGGUAUACACGGAAACGAAAUGGCGGACGAGUUGGCCAGAAAAGGAGCUCAAUUGUAUCAACAAAACUGA